Sclerotinia sclerotiorum 1980 UF-70 is the source of this 1212-nucleotide messenger RNA. RefSeq lists its product as hypothetical. The record is from RefSeq and is a predicted model, not a curated record. The transcript has 4 exons. Lineage: Eukaryota; Fungi; Ascomycota; Leotiomycetes; Helotiales; Sclerotiniaceae. Bases 1 to 1212 code for a protein of 403 amino acids. Gene Ontology annotation, molecular function: hydrolase activity.
AUGUUUUUGGGACAAGUUUCGUGGCUGGAUAUUGCCAUCUUUCUCUUCUUCCUCACACCUCAAUUGAUCAUCCAUGUUGGCUUCUUCCAAACUGCCAGUUGUGGUCUGCAGGCACUACCAUUUUUAUUAAUCAAAUUACCUCUAUCAUUCAUCAAGGAACGCUUUUUAACAAGCUACAAAAACCAAUCGCCUUUUAUUCAAGAAGCUUCCUGGUUUGAGGAUAUUGUCAUUCGUUGUGUCCGUUAUGCCUUUGCCUAUAUUCCAGCAAAUAUUGGUCGAGUCUUCUUCUCAAAAGCAGUCGCGUUGCCAUUUUUGAGGUUCCGUAUGCUUCGUCAUGGAUUCAUAAAAUCCCCUAUUCACUGGCAUGAGGUCAAUCGGGACGACAUGAAAGGAAUUUGGAUCAUUGCGGACAACACUAGGGAACCUGAUAUUGUGAUUUAUUAUGCCCAUGGUGGUGGAUUCUCCAUGGGAUCAAGCUAUUUCUACUUGGAAUUUCUUCUUUCAUGGUUGAGCCUACUCAAAGACUCUAGAAAAUUUCGAAACCCCGCAAUCUUCGCAUUAGAAUACAGCUUAGUACCUGAUGAAUCAUAUCCCACUCAACUUCACGAAGCAUUUGCCGGCUACAAAUAUGUCCUAUCCAUGACGAACCACCCAUCCAAAAUUUGUGUCAGUGGCGAUUCAGCUGGAGCGACAUUGAUUCUCAGCUUGCUUCUUCACAUAGCCAGACCAGAUAUAGUCAAGUCGGAUGCAACCAUGGAGAUUAUACAUACCGAGACCCCUGCAAUGGCAGUUUUGAUUUCUCCUUGGACUACUCUCGAUUCACCAGAGGCCAAGAAUACUUCAAGUGACUACUUAGAUACCAAUAGCCUACGUCGUUAUGCACGUCAAUACGCUGGAAGUCGAGCUUCUUUCUCAGAUCCCUCUCUCUCACCAGGGGCAUGUAAAGAUUUGGACUGGUGGAGAAUGGCCAGUCCUACCAGAGGUUUCUUCAUUACUUAUGGUUCAGAGGAGGUCUUUGCUCCAGAGACUCGUGACGUUAUUAUGCUCCUCAAAAAGUCUAGAAAGGUUGAGAUACGAGCACAGGAACAAAUUGGUGGCAUUCACGCAUGGCCUGUCGCAGCUCUAUUCUUAAGUAGCACCUCAUCCUCAAGGUUGAAAGGGCUGCGUAUGCUUGUAAGCGAAAUAGGUGAACGAAUGGGAAAGGUACAUUGA